AUGCCUUCAAGUACUUCUAUCGAAUCACUUCUUCCCCCUCUCAAACCGGAAUCACUGCAAUGCAUAUAUCGAUUACAGCGGUACAGACCAUCCGUGGAGAACAGGCGAUAUCCCAAAAGGAGAUCAGCGGCAGUAGCGGUCGUACUGUUCGUCGGUCGACUAGGUGAUCUAUACGUUCUACUAUCUACCCGAGCGGGGGAUAUGCGUACAUACGCUCACGAUACAGCUUUACCUGGAGGGAAAUAUGAGGAAGGUGAUGUAGAUGCUGAAGGGACUGCUAGAAGGGAAGCUUAUGAAGAGAUUGGUCUACCGAUGGAUAGAGAAAAAGUGAGAAAAUUGUGUGAAUUAGAGAAAUUCAUCACUGGAAAUUCAUUGAUUGUAACUCCAGUGAUACUCCUGAUCACAGACCACACUCUCACUCCUCUUCUGAACCCCAGUGAAGUCCGUCGUCUAUUCUCCAUGCCACUCAGUGCAUUCCUACAUUCUCGACCUUCUCAAAUCCCUUCCUUUCACUAUCGGAUAUCCCAUCGUAUAUCUUCUAUACCACAUUGGGUCAUCGACUCGAUCCCUCCUCCGCCGAUUGUCAAUUACUCGAUGGACGACGGUGAAGUCGGUGGGAAAGAAGGUAGAUUCUAUCAGUAUAGGGAUAUCACAUGGAAUGGACAGGGUCUAGUAAGGAUGCAUAGGUUCUUGACUGGUAGGGAAGGAGAGGGGGUAAGACCUGUAUAUGGAUUGACAGCCGCUAUACUCAUAAGAUCAGCUACGAUAGGGUACGAUCAACAACCUGAUUUCCCCGUAUAUGCCCCAGGUCAGAAGUCGAUGGGUGAACGAAUCAUUUAUGGAAUCAGAUCAGAGGAAGGUCCUCUGAGGAGAGCAGUGGAAAGUGAAGGAUUGUGGGAUGAUUGGAAAGACGACAGUCAGGAGGAGAAGAAAAGCGUCAAGUCGAAAUUGUAA
Kwoniella botswanensis is the source of this 954-nucleotide messenger RNA. RefSeq lists its product as uncharacterized. Lineage: Eukaryota; Fungi; Basidiomycota; Tremellomycetes; Tremellales; Cryptococcaceae. The record is from RefSeq and is a predicted model, not a curated record. Gene Ontology annotation, molecular function: coenzyme A diphosphatase activity. Gene Ontology annotation, biological process: coenzyme A catabolic process. The coding region runs from base 1 to 954 and encodes 317 amino acids. The transcript is spliced from 8 exons.